Messenger RNA from Angiostrongylus costaricensis, 420 nucleotides. Lineage: Eukaryota; Metazoa; Nematoda; Chromadorea; Rhabditida; Metastrongylidae. The record is from the annotation of a GenBank genome assembly.
AUGGUGGGCAACCAACUAAACGAGGUCACCGGUGGACUUGGUCUAGGUGGUGGGGACGACAAUGCCGAAAAGACUGUCGAAGGAGAGGAUCCAGAGGUUGUAGCAGCACGGUUGGAGGAGCAGGAACGACGUAAAGAAAAGCACAGGAAGAUGGAGGCAGAGAGGGAGAAGAUGCGUCAAGGAAUUCGUGACAAAUACAAGAUCCACAAGAAGGAGGAGGGUACUGGUGCUGCGAUGAAUUUCGCUGAUGGUCGCAUUGGUGUCCCGAGGAAGACCCCCGAGGAACUGGCGGCGGCCAUGAACGCGGAUGACAGCAGCCUCAUAGGUCAGCUUGGCCUCACCGAGCACGUGGAACGUGCGAAGACCAUGGCCACCGGAGCCUUUGAAACCGUGAAGGGUUUCCUUCCAUUUGGGAAAUGA